AAUACAAGAAUGAGGAUCGGAUUUGUCGGUGACGGAGUGAAUGAUAGAUGUUGAUAGGUGUUGAUUGACCAAAGAGUUAAGGUGGAAACUGUGCCUAGGAGGAAAGAGGGAAGGCAAGUUUGAUGUGAGGAAAGGCAGGAGUGCAGAGGUGUUUGCAGAGGAACUGUUUUGAAAUAUAGGAACUAUGUCUGGUACAAGGCAAAAGAGUUGGCUGAUAUGAUGGAGAGGAGGAAGAAGGUAGAGUCUUAGAGCGAUACUUAGAGUAUUGCGUGUGCAGGAGAACAGAUGGAAGCAAGGCCAGGGGCACUGUAUUUGGAUUCAAGCUGUCCAAGUACUGUGUACAUAGGACAGCACCUUUCUCCUCCUAAGGAAGGAAAAAAGGACCAACCUGUGUGAUUAAGCUGGAAAGGAUGUGAAACAGGAGAGGUUGAUGAAGGACAGAAAUGUGCUAAGAAGAAAGUGUGUUGAGGAAAUUGAAGACGUUCUUUGAGGAGCUGAUGAAUGAAGAAAACGAGAGAGACGAGGAUUGAUGAGGAAAGUUAGGGAAUCUGAAAGUGAGGGGAGCUGUGAAGAUGAUGAAGAGUCCGUCCAGAUGACAUACCUGUGCAGGUAUAGAGAUGUCUGGGAGACAGAGUAGCGGACGUCUUGACAGAUGUGCGGAGCACUAGUAACUACAGAGGGGUAAAGCUGAUGAACCCCUCCUCAGCUUCAACAAUAGGUGGAAUAGACUGGAGAAGUGGAGGCAUGUUCUGGAGAGAAGAGGCACGAGCGUCACUAGAAUCCAGACAGUAGAUGAGGUGGAAAGGUGAACAUGCAAGGAACAGCGUUAGUAAAGAGGAAAAUCACGAGAACACGCUCAAAUUCACCUCCAAUUCAUGUGCACAUCAAUGACACCGUGCCAGUACACGUGCACCUGGACAGCCAGAGGAGUCCUGGCAGGUCACCUCAGGGGAAGACUGCAGUCAACAAAGCAGACCUUCGUCCCACAGCUAAAGUCAAAACUCGAGGUGUGGGGAUCACGCCAGGAAAGACCUCCAUACGUGAUGCCACAUAUAAGUGGGAGGGGCCAACGCACAACCUUGAGAUCACACCACCGAAACCAGAACCUGAAAGUUCGCAGUCUGCACUUCAGUUAGCUGACCUUGCAUCAGAGGAGGAAGAAGGCCUACAUGGACAAAUCAGCCAGUACACGAGGAAGAUUGACAACUUAUUGACUGAAGUCAGCUCGCUGAAAAAUGAGGUAGAAAUGCAAAAGAAGGAGCGGUUGCUAGAGCGUCAGUCGAAGCAGCUGAGCGUGUCCCAGCGGGUGAUCGCUGAGCAGGAAGAGGAGCUGGCUGAGGUGACCAAAGAGCUGGAGGAGACGGAGAAGGAAAACACCAGGUUACGGCUUUCCAUGGAGAAGAUGCUGGAGGAGAAUGACUGUAACAGGCAAAUUGACAGUGGGCAUCAGGACAAAGAUGCUUUACUCAGGAUGCUGAUGGAGGCUGAGGUGAAUGGAGCAGCAGCUGCAAAGCAAGCCUCCGCCCUGCGAGAGUCCAUUUUCAAUCUGUGCGCUCCUGGUAGCAAUAAGCCAUUUGGCUCUGAGUCUUCAGCCUUGGCCUGUCAGAACGAGCUGCUGCUGCAGAAACUGGAGACAUUUGAGGUCACAAACCGAACACUGCGGAAGCUUCUCAGAGAGCAGCAUGAAUCUCAGAUGGAGUCACUCCAGCUGUCAAGGAAGGACGAAUUACUCAAGAAACUGGCAGACACCGAAGCUGAAAAUGCCCAUCUUGUUGUUAAACUUCAAGAGAAAGACCGAGAGGUUAAUCGACUUGCCAAGCUCUUAGAUGAUGAAAAGAACAAUACCAGGAGCACAGCUGUUUUUUCAAAGAGCCUGGAGUCAACACGAGCUCAUUUACAAGGACAGCUCCGGAGCAAAGACGCUGAGAACAGUCGCCUCACUGUGCAGAUAAAGAACCUGGAAAAAGCAGCCAAUCGGCAGAAGGUGGAGAUAAAACAUCUGACAGAUCAGCUGGUGACACUAAAGCAGCAGGCAGGCGCAGACCGAGAGGCUCUGAAACGAGCUGCACGUGCCCAAAAGCAGCGAGCUGAGCGCAGCGAGGACACCGCAGGCCAUCUCAGCAUCCAGCUGCUGGACAUGAGGUUGGUUGCAGAAGGAUCUCAGGUGCUUAAGAGUGAGAAGCAGAUAGCAGAGGUGCUGUCAGCAGCUGAGACAUGGCAGAGUCAACAUGCACGAGAAGCAAAAGACAAGAGUAAACUGGAUAUUGAAUUGUCGCUAUUGAACAGCCGUAUAGCAGAGCUGACUGAGCAGCUUCAUACUACUAAGGAUAAAGGCAGAGCAGAGAAAGAAGCGCUGCUGGAUCGUCUCCGUGAAAUCACUGCAGAGAGUACUGCUGCCAAACUGGAGAACCAAUCCCUCAAGGCUACAGCGUCUGCGGUGGAGGAGAAGCUGUCUGUGUCUCAGUUAGAGCUUCAACAGGUCAAAGUUUCCAUCAGACAGUAUGAGGGCCUCCUAGACAGCUAUAAGAUGCAGUUGGAGAAAACCCAGGCUGAGGCAGAUGAGUACUGUGCUCGGCUGGCUCAAGCAGAGCAGAAGGCUCAGACGGUGCAGGGGGAGCUGGAGAAGGAGAUCGAUGAAGUGCGCAGGGAGCUUCUGGGACGGCUGGCAGAGUUGGAGCCUCUUCCUGAAGCCCUACAGCGCUCCCAGCUACAGCUGCAGGAAGCUCAGGAUAGGGAGUGCAGCCAGGAGAAACACAGCUUGGAGCUCAGCACAGCACUGACUGAUCUCCGCAUGAAGGUGGAGACCCAAGGCAGCCAGAUGGAGCUUCUUAGACAGAAGAAAAAGGUGCUGCUGGAGGAGAACAGACAGCUUCAGCAGCGAGUAGAAAGUUUGGAAAGAAAGUUAAAGGAGGCCGGCAGUCAGAAUAGCGACCUGCUAGCAGUUAUUGCAAAACGAGAAGAGACCGUCCACAGCAAUGAGCUCCGUCUAAAAGAAAAAACAAGAGAAUGCUCAUUAUUGAGCCAUCGGCUGGAGGAGGCUCUGGAUGAUGCUCGCCAACAAAUGUCAGAGACCAAAGAACGUGUUGUCAACAAACAACGUUCCACCCAGUCCAAAAUACUGGACCUAGAAAACCAACUCAGCAGGACCACUGCAGAAAUUAAUCAAUUGAAACGGAGCAAAGAGCAGAUGGAGUGGCGGUACCAGAGCCAGCUGCAGGAUUUGAAGGAUCGCCUGGAGCAGUCAGACAGCACUAAUCGAAGCCUGCAAAACUAUGUCCAGUUUCUCAAAGGAUCCUAUGCUAGUGUGUUUGGAGACUUUUCCCUCAGCAGCUCUCUGCAAGCCUCCUCACCCAGCUGAUUGUGUAUAUUCCAGAACAGUGGCAUGACUUAAGCCUGUCACUAGAUUUGGCUGGCAGAGCUGGAGGCUGUGAUGGUACCACAGUUUAAAUAGCUCAGCUGUAAUAAAGUUUCCUACCACAGAGCU
This is a messenger RNA of Pundamilia nyererei, 3484 nucleotides long. RefSeq names its product outer dense fiber of sperm tails 2a (gene odf2a). Bases 812 to 3358 code for a protein of 848 amino acids. NCBI's taxonomy places the organism in Eukaryota, Metazoa, Chordata, Actinopteri, Cichliformes, Cichlidae. The record is from RefSeq and is a predicted model, not a curated record. Gene Ontology annotation, cellular component: centrosome. The transcript is spliced from 20 exons. Gene Ontology annotation, biological process: regulation of cilium assembly.